Nycticebus coucang (slow loris) is the source of this 1497-nucleotide messenger RNA. RefSeq names its product cAMP responsive element binding protein 3 like 4 (gene CREB3L4). Gene Ontology annotation, biological process: regulation of transcription by RNA polymerase II. The coding region runs from base 1 to 1146 and encodes 381 amino acids. The record is from RefSeq and is a predicted model, not a curated record. Gene Ontology annotation, cellular component: nucleus. Lineage: Eukaryota; Metazoa; Chordata; Mammalia; Primates; Lorisidae. The transcript has 9 exons. Gene Ontology annotation, molecular function: RNA polymerase II cis-regulatory region sequence-specific DNA binding; DNA-binding transcription factor activity, RNA polymerase II-specific.
AUGGACCUCCAAACCCCUAACCUGCUGGACUCAUGGCUGGAGCUCCCAGAAGAUAUCUUCUCAACAGGAUCCUUUCUGGAGCUGGGACUCCACUGUCCCGCUCUAGAGACCCCAGGGACUAGGCUACAAGAACCAGGGCUGGAAGGCUUGGAGUCCAGUGGGGGCUGUGGUUAUGGCCUUCAAGAAAGUGAACCGGAAGAUUUCCUGAAGUUUUUCAUUGAUCCCAAUGAGGUGUACUGCUCAGAAGCAUCUCCUGGCAGUGACAGUGCCAUCUCUGAGGACCCUGGCCAUCCAGACAGUUCCUCUGCCCUCUAUGAGGUUGUCUAUGAGGCAGGGGCCCUGAAGAGGAUGCAAGGGGAAGGUGGGCUGAAUGUAGGGCUCAUCUCCAUCCAGCUAGAUCAGUGGAGCCCCUCAUUUGUGGUGCCUGAUGUCUGCAUGGUCAAUGAGCUGCCCUUUGAUGCUCACACGCACAUCCUCACACGCACUAUAGCCCCAGUGCCUCCUGCACCCCUGCUGCCCUGUCAAACCCUGUUCCUGACAGAUGAGGAGAAGCGUCUACUGGGGCAGGAGGGGGUUUCUCUGCCCUCUCACUUGCCUCUCACCAAGGCAGAGGAGACGGUCCUCAAGAAGGUCAGGAGGAAAAUUCGUAACAAGCAGUCAGCUCAGGACAGUCGGUGGCGGAAGAAAAAGUACAUCAAUGGGCUAGAGGUCAGGGUGGCAGCCUGUUCUGCACAGAACCAGGAACUACAGAAAAAAAUCCAAGAGCUGGAGAGGCACAACAUCUCCUUGCUGGCUCAACUCCACCAGCUGCAGACACUUGUUGCUCAAACCUCCAACAAAGCUGCCCAGACCAGUACUUGUGUUUUGAUCCUUCUUUUUUCCCUGGCUCUCAUCAUCCUGCCCAGCUUCAGCCCUUUUCAGGGUCUACCAGAAGUUGGGCCUGAAGAUUACCAGCCUCACAGAGUGAUUUCCAGAAAUAUCCUGACCCACCAGGACAUAACAGAAAAUCUAGAGACUCAAAUGGUAGGGGAGCCACCUGGAGCCAAGAAUACAAAUGGCUCAACAAAGACACUGCUUGAGAAGCUCAGAGGAAAGACAGGACCUAGAGGGCAUAUCAGAACGGUGCUGCAUGCAGAUGAGAUGUAAGCUUGGACAGAGACAUCCUGGCUACUUACUGCCAAGUCACAAAGAGGACUCCAGGGCUUCCCAAGGGCUCUAUUUCUCCCGGGGAUUCCCACUUAGGUGACUCUGCUCUCAGAGGCCAGAAUCAUGUCUGCCAAUGUGACAGGGCAUCUGAAAUAGUUUUAUGACUGUGAUUUUAUGUCUUCUUUGGGGAUAGGGCUGAGGAAAAACAAGUUUUGAUUGAAAAAUAAACUUUUUAGUUAAAAUUGUAUCCCAGAAGUUUUAAAUAGGUAGAAUAAGGGCAAGAGGUAGCUGCCACCCUGUUUUCUCUCUAUCCCCAUGACUUCCUGAUCCAAAUUGUACUAGAGAAGGAAA